Molecule: messenger RNA, 2398 nt
Organism: Betta splendens (Siamese fighting fish)
Lineage: Eukaryota; Metazoa; Chordata; Actinopteri; Anabantiformes; Osphronemidae
Gene: hdac1
Product: histone deacetylase 1
Exons: 12
Coding region: 97-1545 (482 amino acids)
Molecular function (GO): histone deacetylase activity
Source: RefSeq, a predicted model, not a curated record
AGCCGGGCGGUACAUCAUCUAUGAUUGGUUAACGCGAUCUUCUUGCUGCAACGGAGGAACCGGUGGGCACGAACCAGGGGGAGUAAUUGCUGUAAAAUGGCGCUGUCUCAAGGAACAAAGAAAAAAGUUUGCUAUUACUAUGACGGUGAUGUGGGGAACUACUACUACGGCCAGGGCCACCCCAUGAAACCCCAUAGAAUUCGCAUGACGCACAAUCUUCUUCUCAACUAUGGACUGUACAGGAAAAUGGAGAUCUAUAGACCACACAAAGCCAGUGGUGAAGAGAUGACCAAGUACCACAGCGACGACUACAUUAAGUUCCUGAGGUCUAUUCGACCAGACAACAUGUCUGAAUACAGCAAACAGAUGCAGAGAUUUAAUGUUGGAGAAGACUGUCCAGUGUUUGAUGGUCUGUUUGAGUUUUGCCAGCUCUCAACAGGUGGCUCUGUUGCUGGAGCAGUGAAGCUGAAUAAACAGCAGACAGAUAUCGCCGUCAACUGGGCUGGUGGUCUCCACCACGCAAAGAAAUCUGAGGCCUCUGGUUUCUGCUACGUCAAUGACAUCGUCCUAGCCAUUCUGGAGUUGCUUAAGUACCACCAGAGGGUUUUAUAUAUUGACAUUGACAUCCACCAUGGUGAUGGAGUCGAAGAAGCCUUCUACACCACAGACAGGGUCAUGACUGUUUCUUUCCACAAAUAUGGGGAGUACUUCCCUGGCACUGGAGACCUACGGGACAUUGGCGCUGGAAAGGGUAAAUACUAUGCAGUCAACUACCCACUCAGAGAUGGGAUUGAUGAUGAAUCUUAUGAAGCCAUCUUCAAACCUAUCAUGGCUAAAGUCAUGGAGAUGUACCAGCCAAGUGCUGUCGUGCUGCAGUGUGGAGCUGAUUCUCUUUCUGGAGACAGACUCGGCUGUUUCAACCUAACCAUUAAAGGCCAUGCCAAAUGUGUUGAGUACAUCAAAAGUUUUAACCUGCCCUUGUUGAUGCUGGGUGGAGGAGGCUACACCAUUCGUAAUGUGGCCCGUUGCUGGACCUAUGAAACAGCCGUCGCUCUUGACUGUUCCAUCCCCAACGAGCUUCCCUACAACGAUUAUUUUGAGUAUUUUGGCCCUGAUUUUAAAUUGCACAUCAGUCCGUCCAACAUGACCAACCAGAACACCAAUGAGUACCUGGAGAAGAUCAAGCAGCGUCUGUUUGAGAACCUCCGCAUGCUGCCUCAUGCCCCUGGUGUCCAGAUGCAGGCCAUCCCCGAAGACGCUCCCCACCCUGACAGCGGAGAUGAGGAUGAGGAGGACCCGGACAAACGCGUGUCUAUCCGUGCCCAUGACAAGAGGAUAGCCUGCGAGGAGGAGUUUUCGGACUCUGAGGAUGAAGCAGAGGGUCAGGGAGGAGGCCGCAGGAAUGCUGCCAACCAUAAGAAGGCUAAACGAGUGAAGAAGGAGGAGGAGAAAGAAGGAGAGGAAAAGAAAGAAGUGAAAGAGGAAGAAAAGGAGGAAGAGAAAAUGGACACAUCAGGACCAAAAGAAGAAGUAAAAACUACUUGAAGUGCACCCCAGGAUAAAAUGAAAGGUUAUACUGGAACCGUCCGGCCCCUCUGAUUAUUCCUCCUACUGCAACGAUAGGACUGUUUUUUGUAUUCCUGUUUUACUGUGCAUUCUUAACAGGCAAACCUGAUUUACACAGUUGGGCUGGCGUUGACCAGAGUAUUUGUCAGAGAAUUGACAAAGCAUGAUUUGCCACCCCUCUGUUGUUAGUUACCUCACCUACCUGGAACUCCUUGUAGUAGAAAACAAAUGCCACAAAUCCCUCCCAGCUGUUGUGUGAGGCAGUUCUGCUUUAAUGUGAAAAAAAACCCACCCAAAGUGUUGCUGUUUCUAUCAUGGCGCAUAAACAUGUUUGUGGGGCUCUAGCUAAAUUACCUGCAGAUGUGGAUUUACUUGUAGUGCUCACAUGCAAAAAGGUUCUCCUGUUGUUUUUAAACAUCUAUUUAUGAUACGUAGAAUAACCAGCAUUUGGCAGUUGUUUGACAUGCCGUUCAUUUAUCAGUGCAUGAUCUUGCCUUUAACAUGUACAUGCUGUCCUCCCUUUGCCCACUCACCAUCUUCAGACAAGUCCGUAAGUUAUUUUGAAUCAUGAAUGCAGUUGGCCCCUUCAGAAAGUCUUCCUCGGAAUUAAUGUGUUUCCCUUAUCCCCUUCCUGUACUGUUUGUAUGUUACUGCGUGAAUGGGUGUGACCUCAGCAGAGAGCUGUUGGGAAGUGAUACUUAGUUUUAGCCAUUUUGUACCAUUAUAAAGGUGGAGUGAGCUGGUAUGUGUUUAUUUGGAGUUUUAUUCUUGUGAUGUGCAUUAUCAUUACUUUUGUUAUAAAAUAAAAUGGAUCCACUUUUCUUUAUACAAA